AUGAAAAGUUUCCAACGCUUUUUUGUUAUACUUUUUUUUAUAAAUUUUAUUUUUGGACAACAUUUUGCACAAGAAAAACAACGACAACAUGGUGUAAAAACACAAAUUAUUCAUAGAAUAUUUUCAGAUUAUGAUCCAUCAUUACGACCACCACCACAAGAAGGAUCAGAACACAAUUCAAUAGUGGUAAUGGCUUCAUUAGUUAUUUCAAGAAUAAAUCUUGAUGGUCAAAUGGCAGAAAUGGAUAUUACAUUAAAACAACAAUGGCUUGAUAAUCGUCUAUCAUACCAAGUUGAUCCACGUGAAGGUAUUGAUGAAAUAAGAAUUGAUAGUAGUCGUGUUAUUUGGACACCAAAAACAUAUUUUCCAAAAUCUAAACUUAUUUCUAUUGAACCAAUGGAUACUUCUUAUGUUGUUGAACCAUCAGGUUUUAUUAGAUCAAAAGAAAAACUUACACUUCAAACAUCUAUAGAAAAUACACCAUCUUUUCCAUUUUCUUCUGAUAAAGCAAUAACAUUAAAAUUAUCUUCUAAAGAGAAUAGAAUUGAAGAUGUUGCUUAUGUUUGGUCACAUGCGCCACCAGCUUUAAAACCAGUAACAGUUUUUGAUUUUGCUCUUCCUAUGGGAUAUUCAUUUAAAGAAGCAUUUGCUGGUGAUUGUGUUGGUAAUUAUACAAUCGGAAGUCAUUCUUGUAUUUAUGUAACAAUUCAUCUUGAAGGAUCAUCUGGAGAAUCAUUAAUUUCAUCAUUUAUUCCAUCAUUGUUAUUACUUAUUUCUUCAUGGUUACACUUUUUUAUUUUACCAACUUGGUCAGUUCCUAGAACUAUUAGUGCUAUAAUACCAUUUAUUGUAUUCAUUUGUGUCGCAUUAUUUUCAAAUAAUUGGUUUUGGAGUAAACAUCUUGGAAGUGGAUUUCAAUAUUGGUUAUUAUUUUGUAUUGUUUUAUCUUUUCUAUCCUUUUUAGAAUAUUUUCUAGUAAUAAUUUUUAAUGGAAAACGUAAAGAAAUGCAUUAUAUAUUACCACAAUCAACUCAAAAUAAUAAUUCUUUGACAAACAAUAAUGAAGUUAAAGUAACAAAUAUACCAGUUGAAAUUGAUGAUCAAUCACUUUCAAAAACUAAAUGCCAGAAAUUUUUACAAAAUAUUGAUAUUAUUUCACGAAUCAUUUUCCCAUUAGCAACAAUUGUAUUCAUUCUUUUAUUUUCAAUUUUCAAUUAUUUUUAA
Messenger RNA from Strongyloides ratti, 1224 nucleotides. Its product is annotated as Gamma-aminobutyric acid A receptor/Glycine receptor alpha family and Neurotransmitter-gated ion-channel ligand-binding domain-containing protein. The record is from RefSeq and is a predicted model, not a curated record. Gene Ontology annotation, molecular function: transmembrane signaling receptor activity; extracellular ligand-gated monoatomic ion channel activity; neurotransmitter receptor activity. Gene Ontology annotation, cellular component: membrane; neuron projection; synapse. Gene Ontology annotation, biological process: regulation of membrane potential; signal transduction; chemical synaptic transmission. The transcript is spliced from 2 exons. The coding region runs from base 1 to 1224 and encodes 407 amino acids. NCBI's taxonomy places the organism in Eukaryota, Metazoa, Nematoda, Chromadorea, Rhabditida, Strongyloididae.